GGAGGAGUUCUUGUGAGGGGGGAGGCAGGCAGAGAAAGAGAGUAAGACACCAGCAACCCAGGCAGACAGCGACAGAUGCUGGUAGUGAAGAGACGUCUGUACAAAAGGAAUCAGCAUGAUAACAGCAUUGGUCCCCUGGGAGUGUUGUACCUAAUCGGAGAAGAUUGGGAGGCUUUGGAUACUGUCCAGCAUCAUCAGUCCGAUUCACCAAAAUGUCUGACUUUGAGGAUUUCAGCUGGACAGGAGGACAGGCCAACGUUUCUGAAAGCUACCAGCUGAACCCCACCAGUGUGAUUGUGUCUGUGGUUUUCUCCCUCAUCUUUCUGCUUGGCACCAUCGGCAACAGCCUGGUGCUCGCUGUGCUGCUGCGGAGCGGCCAGCUCGGAUACAACACGACCAACCUGUUCAUACUCAACCUGAGCGUGGCUGACUUCUUCUUCAUAAUCUUCUGCGUUCCCUUCCAAGCCACCAUCUAUUCUCUGGAGGGAUGGGUGUUUGGCUCCUUCAUGUGCAAAGUGGUCCACUUCUUCAUCAACCUUACCAUGUACGCCAGCAGCUUCACACUGGCUGCUGUAUCAGUUGACAGAUAUCUGGCCAUACGCUACCCUCUGCGCUCCAGAGAGCUGAGAACCCCUUGUAAUGCAGUGGUUGCCAUGGUGGUUAUCUGGGGCCUCUCCUUGGUCUUUGCAGGUCCAUAUCUUAGCUACUAUGACCUGAUUGAUUUUGCUAACAGCACUGUGUGUAUCCCUGGCUGGGAGGAGCAGAACCGUAAGGUCCUAGACACCUGCACCUUCCUGUUUGGCUACGUCAUUCCAGUGCUGGUUGUGAGCCUCUCGUACACCCGAACCAUCAAGUACCUCUGGACGGCCGUUGACCCUCUGGAUGGUAUGUCCGAAUCUAAGAGAGCCAAGCGUAAAGUCACCAAGAUGAUCAUCAUUGUAACUGUGCUUUUCUGCAUAUGCUGGUUGCCAUACCACGUAGUGAUACUGUGCUAUCUGUACGGAGACUUCCCUUUCAAUCAGACCACUUACGCCUUCAGGCUGCUCUCUCACUGCAUGGCCUAUGCCAACUCUUGCGUCAACCCCAUUGUGUACGCUCUGGUGUCCAAACACUUCCGCAAAGGUUUCAAGAAAGUCUUCAGCUGCAUCCUCAUUAAGAAUGGCAGAAAUAAAGUUCAUGUGGUUCACGUGGACAACACAGGGCCUGGGUUCGAGGCGGGCUCCACGGAGGUAUCACACAUGAAUGAGGAGAACGUUCGACAGAAUGAAUGCGAAAUGAUGAACAGGCCAAGGCGAGUGGAGCCGAGAGAGCCCACAGUGACGCUAAAUUCUCCCUUUCAGCACCCAACUUGAUGAAUGAUCAGAUCGGUUUCAGAGCAGAUUGCCUUAUAUGUACAACUGUGCAACUAUAUAGAAAAAGUCUACAUUUUUUCAUCGAUUCCAAAUUUAACUUUGGGGGGUAAAGUGGGAGGCACAAUAACUGGGAGCGAGUUAACUACUAAACCCGAAAAUGUUCUUCAUUAAUCCCAUCUUUCUAAUCCAUUACGUUAAUAUUGACAUGUAGACAUGAUUUUAGAGAAGUUUUUUCCUGUCUCUUUAAUACUGUCAGCUCAAUUAAACUCCACUAUAACACCUACCAGCAGACAUAUUUCAAUUCAAGUACUUACAGUUUUGUCAUUCAGAUCUUCCACUAGUUUGAAUAGAGCUGCAAAGAAAAAUUUUGUUUCAUAUGCCAAGGUAAUCUUUUUUCAGAUGAUUGGUUGCAAUUAUUGAAAUCGAGGCUGCAAGGUUGCUGUGUUGCUUACGAGUUCUCCUCUGUUGUUCCUCCUACCUGAUGUGAACGUCAUCACUUGUGACUCAUUGAUAACUCAUCUUCGCAAAACUUUUUAACCAACACCAUUUCCAAGUUUAGGUUUUCAGUUGCUGGAUUUUUCUCAAUGUGAUCAGAUUUUCAGGUGUAAUCACUGGAGUCUAAUUUGACCUUCCUGUCAGGUUUAAAUCUACCCGUCGGAUAUCAAGGUAUAGUUUUUUGUGGAACAAGUUGUUUGUUUUGUAUUUUGCAUGCAAAUGCUGUUCUCUCGUGUCGAGAUAAUUGUUCAUUUUAGAAAAAUGUGUAUUUAAGUUAACUCUGCAGACAGUUGUGCAAAACAGUUAAGUAUUUACAGUGCAGUUUUACAUCUGCAUAUAGAAGUUUCUAAAUAUGCCUCAGAGCACACUGUUGUGUGCCAAAUGUAAGAAUCAGGUUUGACACUAGACAUUUUGAGCUAAGAUAUAAAAAAAAAUUAAUAAGUGCAAAGUUCGGGAUAGAUGACUUACAGAAAUCUUUUAGAACUCUACAGUAUUUGCGCACAUUUUCUUGCUUUUCUUGUAUUCAUGGCAUGUUUCUCUCUCUUUAGUGUAAAAUAUUAUGCAGUUAAAAGAAUGUGUUUGUCAAUGAGUGCACUUAUGUAUCCAAGUGUAUUUUAAAGUGUAUUUAAUAUUGUAUAGCUGUGAAAUGAUAACCACACAUUUGCAGUUUUUUUUUUUCCACAAAGUACAGAUAAUUUUGAGUUCACCUUUGUUUUACUGUAAGGUUGUGUUCUACCUCAGAGCUGUAAAAAAGCAUUUUGUUUCUGGACGUUUUAAUGGCGAGAAAGAAUGUACUGUUGACUGAAUAGCUUAAAUGACCAAAUAAACCAGUUUCUGCUGUGA
Messenger RNA from Xiphophorus hellerii (green swordtail), 2690 nucleotides. RefSeq names its product galanin receptor 2b (gene galr2b). Gene Ontology annotation, biological process: G protein-coupled receptor signaling pathway. The record is from RefSeq and is a predicted model, not a curated record. The coding region runs from base 213 to 1352 and encodes 379 amino acids. Lineage: Eukaryota; Metazoa; Chordata; Actinopteri; Cyprinodontiformes; Poeciliidae. The transcript has 3 exons. Gene Ontology annotation, cellular component: plasma membrane. Gene Ontology annotation, molecular function: G protein-coupled receptor activity.